AUGCCUGACAGCGCUCACGGCCUUCAGCGUUCGCCCCUCCAAAUCACGUAUGCGAGCUUUCUGGAGGUGGACUACGAGAAUUAUCGCCAUGUGGUCAUCAGACCGCUAAGCUCCCCAUGUCAAUGCAGCAGUAGCCUGCCAUCCGAGCCUCGCUGCUCUAUCCUCGGCAUGGCCGAGCCUGUGACUCUGGGUCGGUUUGUCGGAGCGUUGGGCAAGACAUGGGCGCUCAUAGGCGCCCUCUAUCUCUUUGACAAGUACUCGCCUCUCGGCUGGUGGACGUUUAAACCUCGCCCUAAGGAGGAGAGGGCCAUGGCGCACUUAUACGAGAGGGGCCCCACGCCCUUCCCAGGGGACGCAGCAGCCGGCGACCCGCACGCAGUGGACCGUUACUUUGAGCGCGGCGGUGUCGCAACCACCGUCGUGCCGGCGCGGUUCCGCCAGUCCUCUUCUGCUGGCAGCGCUGGCGCUGACAUGGAGGGUCGGCGGGCGGCGGAGGAUCAGCGGGUGAAGCGGGAGGCGCUGAGGCUGUGGCUGCGCAUGAGGAGGGAGGCAGAGAGGGAGCUGAAGGCACAGGGUUAUGAUCCAAUGCAGUGA
This is a messenger RNA of Closterium sp. Yama58-4, 594 nucleotides long. Lineage: Eukaryota; Viridiplantae; Streptophyta; Zygnematophyceae; Desmidiales; Closteriaceae. The record is from the annotation of a GenBank genome assembly.